AUGGCAAGACUCCAACAGGGCAUGAGCCACAUGCAGAGAAUGUUGGAAGCCUGCAUGGAUAUGCAGCUGGAGUUACAGCGAUCUGUCAGGCAGGAAGUUUCUGCCGCUUUGAAUAGAUCAGCUGGUGAAAAAGGCUUGAGUGCAGAAACAUCGGAAGAUGGGUCUAAAUGGGGUCAUGUGAGGGAAGGGACUUGCUGUGUUUGUUGUGAUAACCAUAUCGAUUCACUUUUGUACAGAUGUGGACACAUGUGCACAUGUUCAAAAUGUGCGAAUGAGUUGGUUCGUGGUGGAGGAAAAUGCCCAUUGUGUCGAGCACCUAUAGUGGAGGUAAUCCAUGCAUACUAAUACUGUAGAGAGAUGAAAGAACAGAAUGACCGGUAAGGUCUAAGAGAGGCAAUGUCAUUAAAGGUUCCAAUCUAUAGUUGUUGUUGCCGGUGUUUUCCCACGUGCGGUGUAUAAUUGGAAUAACAAUUGGCAUCAUUGAUUCAUCAUUUCCACGUAAAUAAAAUGUCGUCCAUAAUUUUGUUUUUCUGUCUCCUCUCUUUUUCUUCCAACCUUUUCCAAUUCAUUAGAUAUUUUCUAUCUUCUUAGGGUAAUCAAACAAGUUUGCUUCUAAAGCCUAGAAGCCUGAGCCAGCUAGCCCAUAUGAAAGACUCCUUUUUGGCUUUAAGUUGGUUUGGAAAUACUGCAAGUUUGGGAGAUAUAGCUGCUGGUUCCAAGCUUUGUCCUUGAUAAAAAAUUAAACAUCAACACUAAUCCAAUGACCCCCUUUUGAACCCUAAAUCUAUAUGAAAAUCCAAUUAAGAAAUGCAAUAAACAUAUCGAAAUUCAAGUCUCCUAAGAAGGUGAAAGCUUUUGUUUUCAACUUUGGUCACUCUGCUUCUCUGAUUUUUUUUUUUAUUGAAUUUGUAUUCAAAACAAU
Messenger RNA from Durio zibethinus, 922 nucleotides. The record is from RefSeq and is a predicted model, not a curated record. NCBI's taxonomy places the organism in Eukaryota, Viridiplantae, Streptophyta, Magnoliopsida, Malvales, Malvaceae.